UUUCAACACUACACUACUACUGCUAGGAGGAACUUCCACAACGGGAAUUGCUGCCCUUCCAGCCCAAAAUCUGUAGUUUGUUAUUUUACAACACUUCUUUCACAGAAUACCACUGGGGGAAAUGUCGCACAUUAUUAAAUCAGCAUUAGCUGAUAUGGGGUGGGACGUGCGCCACGCCGUCCCGGAGCUCAACGCUGAAAACAAGGCUCUGCUAGCGGAGAUUUCCGAAGCUGAGAGGCAGCUGGUGCAGCUGGAUAAUGAUAUUGGGAACAACACGGACAGUAAACAACAAAUGACGACAUACAUCAGAAGUGCAAAACGAGAGCUGGAAUACCAAGAUGCUCUGCUGAAGGCAAAGGUCAGUGAGGUGGAGUUAGUGAAUCAUCUCACAGCUCUGGCAGAGAGAGAGACGGGUCACCUGGUCCAGCAGACAGCUGCGAUGAAGAGGGAAAACGGGACUUUAAGAGGGCAGAAAGACAUGCUAGAGAAAAGCAUGUUCAAGACAGAACAUAAACUUGAAGAGUUUAAGCUUCAAAUGGACUGGGACCAGCAGAUUUUGGAUGCUUUCUUGGAGGAAUCAGCACGUAAAGACGAGGACAUGAUGUCCAUCGUCAAGUACGCUCAGCAAGAAGAACAUAGGAUCAAGUCCCUCACCGUGACCAUCGAAAAGAAGGCGCUGGAAGCCAGUGAGAAGUACAAAGCACUUGAGAAACAGCUGAUAGAAACAACAACUGCACAGACGGCUUUCGACAAAACAGUAGAGAUCCUGAACCAGAUUCACCUCGAGGUGGAGCAGCUCAUCACUCAGUGGGCCAACUCUGUGGAGCAGAUAAAGCAUCAGGACUCUGAGAUGCAGCGUUGCGCUCUGCAACUUGUCCAGGCUAACCAUGCCAUCCGAGAGAAGAAUGCAGCUCUUACAAAGAGUCGGAACCUCCUGGAAACUCAGAAGGACAGCAACCAAUCGAAGGAGAGGAAGAUAAACACAGCAAAGAUGAUGGGAGCAAAGCUCCGGCAAAACCUGAAGGAGCAGGAGGAAAAUUAUGUCAGGCUUCAGGAUGAGCUGAAGGGUGGCAGAGUCGUGCUGAACAGAACCACCUCUGAGGUGGAGGCUCUGAUGGCCCAGAUCUCCAGAACUAAGAAGGAUCUUCAUCAGAACAACGAGAAGUUAAAGGAGGCCAGGGCCUACAACACUGCCCUGGAGGAGAAGUUGAAAGCUGCAACUCGGACCACGGUCAGCAAGGAGGAGAGGGCUGCUCAGGUAGAACAGUUCCUGAAGGAAAAAGAACAGGGGAUCAAGGAGUUGGACUCUCAGCUGCAUGUCCUCACGGGGGCGCUGUCUCAUCACAGACAGCAGCUCCAGCUCCUCAAGACCAAGGAAAAAGAAUUCACCAUGCAGAUUACCAGAAGUAAAUCCACCAUAAGUAGCCUGGAAUGCCAGCAUCUGAAGCUGGAGAAGGAAGUGAUCCGGCAGCAGAUGAUUACCACUCUGCAGGACACCAAGAUCAUCUUACUCAGUAAGAAACUAGCAAGGCUGCAUGGAGACAUGGACACAGGUGAAAGACACACGCUGGAGAGGAAGAUUUCUGAGCUGAACGAAGUUCUGGAUGAAAAGCAAAAGUCAGCCAAGAAGCUCACCAACACUCUCAGAGAGUGUGAGGAGAAUAUUCGCUGUUUGAGGAGAGAGAAGGAGAAGUCAGAAGCUCAGAAGGCUGAUCUAAACGAGGAGCUAAAGAUGCUGAUGACACUUUGUUAUAGGUGUGAAAAUGAGCUGAAGAGACUUAGUCUGAGGAAACAGGAGGAAAUGGUGGAGCGAAAGAUGGUCAUGAUGGAAGUGAAGCGCGUGAAGGACCUCCUGUACAGCAAGGCCGACACCAUGCUUUCUCUGGAGAAGAGGAAGUCAGAGCGGGAGAAAGCCUUGAAGAUAAAGAAGGAGGAGAUAAAGGUCCUCAUCAAAACGCUCAGCCAGCAGCUAAAGGUCACAGAGCAGGAGAAACAGAAGCUCCAAGCUGAAUUCAGCGAGAAACUGACCAGGAUCGAGCGGCUGAAGAGCCGUUUUGAGGUCAUGGUCCUUUCGAUGGGCGCUCUUGAAGGCGAGGAGGAGAAAACUCAGGCCUUCUACAUCGUAAAGGCUGCACAAGAUAAAGAGGAACUCAGGCAGAAGGGAGACGAGCUGGAGGCUAAAGUCCACAAGAUGGCACUGGAAACUAAAGCUCUGGAGAACACUAUCCUAAUGUUUAACGACCUCUUAAGCUCGUCGUAUCACCGCUCCUUCAGCAAAGUCAAAGAAUCCAGUCUGACGUACCAGGAGAAGGUGAAGCUGGAGGAGCAGCUGAGGUCAAACAAGGAGAGGCUGGAGCAGAAGCAACAACAGGUCCAAGAGCUUCAGCAGGACAUGCAGGACAUGAACCAGACACUGGAGAGGCUGAUGCAGGACGACCAGGUGGAGAGACGUGAGAUGCAUCACAAACAGACUCUCACCGCUAAACUGAACAGAGAAACGACGUCCUUGCAGGAGAAAAUCGACAGAGCCACAAAGCAGAGCUCCAAACUGACCAAACUAAUCUGCUCCGCUAAAGACACCAAAGCUGAGACUCUGGAGUUGCAGGACAUCAAGCUGAAGGAGUUGAAGGAGUUCAACAAAAAUAUCAACGAGAUGCUGCAUAAAGUCAUGAAGGACAAUGAUGACCUCAGAUCAGUGCUGGAGAAAUCCCUCCUGCAGGCCAACCUGCACCUUCCAUCUCCACUUUCCACUCUCAGCAGCCGCAGGAGCUCCAGAGCUAACUCGGCCUCCACCUCCCCCAGGUCUCCGGUCUCCUCAGCUAGAAGAAACACCAAAAGUCUGGCCCUCUCCUCUGCCCAGCUGAACACCAUCAGCCUGGACUGGGAUCCGGCUGCUUCCCCUUCUCCUCCUGCCUCCUCCAGGAGCUUCACCUCUACAAAGAGCAACAGGAAGUCAAAGUUCUAGUGCAGCUUGAAUACGUUUAUAUGAAACGCAACAGAACAGCUUCAGACUCAGGAACAUGAAUGUGUUUACCAGUUUGUUUAGAAAAUGCAGGUUUGAUGUUCAAGUCAGACAAACUGGUGGUGAAGAGUUUGAUUUGUGUUAUUUUACAUUUUCAUUCUGUUUCCUUUAUAAAAUCAGGUUUCUGUUGUUUAUUGAACCAAUGCAGAGAUUUAGGGGUCCUUUAGGUGACCGCAGGCCUCUCACUGACCGCUGAUGUGUGUCGUCCAUGUUACGUUUGUGAUUUUAGAGGUGUUUUGUUGUUGUUUGUUAUUUUAAUAAAGGACGAUUUCCUGUUUCA
Nothobranchius furzeri (turquoise killifish) is the source of this 3302-nucleotide messenger RNA. It is a transcript of the gene ccdc39, whose product is annotated as coiled-coil domain 39 molecular ruler complex subunit. The record is from RefSeq and is a predicted model, not a curated record. NCBI's taxonomy places the organism in Eukaryota, Metazoa, Chordata, Actinopteri, Cyprinodontiformes, Nothobranchiidae. Gene Ontology annotation, cellular component: axoneme. Gene Ontology annotation, biological process: epithelial cilium movement involved in determination of left/right asymmetry; inner dynein arm assembly; cilium-dependent cell motility.